AUGUUCACCAUACUCGCCGAGUUGCCACUCAACUUGCCGACUAUCAACCACUCCUCUUUAUCUCCAGCGUCCAGCCACCGGCCACAUGCAACUUUGUCCGGGGCCUUCUCAACGGCGACCUUCUACACUCUCGAUCCUACUGUACAAUCCCGGCGGUAUGGCUACGCGAACCGUGUGGCUCAAGGUAGAUGGCAAGACGUGUUUUCGAACUUGGGCUCCCAAUGUGGCCCUAAAAGAGAACGACAAAGCUCGCCAGCCCCUGCGGUGUCCCAAGGCGCCAGCAGCUCGAGUUCAGCGACAAAGGAUAUUGCCAAGGUGGCCUCGCCGACAGCGUAA
Molecule: messenger RNA, 336 nt
Organism: Fomitopsis serialis
Lineage: Eukaryota; Fungi; Basidiomycota; Agaricomycetes; Polyporales; Fomitopsidaceae
Exons: 3
Coding region: 1-336 (111 amino acids)
Source: RefSeq, a predicted model, not a curated record